This is a messenger RNA of Penicillium lagena, 1695 nucleotides long. RefSeq names its product putative arginine transporter. Bases 1 to 1695 code for a protein of 564 amino acids. NCBI's taxonomy places the organism in Eukaryota, Fungi, Ascomycota, Eurotiomycetes, Eurotiales, Aspergillaceae. Gene Ontology annotation, cellular component: membrane. The transcript has 2 exons. Gene Ontology annotation, molecular function: amino acid transmembrane transporter activity. Gene Ontology annotation, biological process: amino acid transmembrane transport. The record is from RefSeq and is a predicted model, not a curated record.
AUGGACGACGUGAGCAGCGCGCCCAAGGUCGAGAAGGCCAAGAUGGACGAGCCCGUCACGCCCAUGCAGGUGCACACUCCCGUCAAUGACUAUGAGGUCGACUACGAGAAGCAUGGCGCGGAUCGCGACUCGAAUCCCUACCCGGAUCUGAAGAGGAAGUUGAAGAGCAGGCAUCUGCAGAUGAUUGCUAUUGGUGGCACAAUCGGAACAGGCCUGUUCAUCGGGAGCGGCACGGCCGUGGCCUACGGAGGGCCUAUUGGAGCCCUCAUCGCCUAUAUCUUUGUCGGAACCAUCGUGUUUUCGGUCAUGACGGCGCUGGGUGAGAUCGCGACUUACAUCCCGAUCCCCGGCGGGUUCACCGCAUACGCCACCCGUUUGGUCGAUCCUAGCCUGGGUUUCUCCAUGGGUUGGAUCUAUUGGUUUUCAUGGGCAUCGACAUUUGCGUUGGAGUUGACGGCCACCGGUCUGAUCAUUCAGUACUGGGACGAGACGAUCAAUAUUGCCAUCUUCAUCGCCGUCUUCUGGGUCGUCAUAAUCAUCUUCAACCUGAUGCCUGUCGGCUUCUAUGGUGAAAUGGAGUUUUGGUUUUCGAGCGUCAAGGUCUUGACGGUGAUCGGCUUCAUGAUCUUUGCCAUUUGUAUGAAUGCCGGUGUUGGUCAGGAGGGUUAUCUCGGCUUCCGAUACUGGGUGCAUCCAGGCCCAUUCGCGGCCCCAAGAAACUAUUUGAUCUCUGGCGAUGUCCCACUGGCCAAGUUUGUUGGAUUUUGGAAUGUUCUGAUUCAAGCCGGCUUCUCCUACCAGGGUACUGAGUUGGUCGGUAUCGCCGCCGGAGAGACGGAGAACCCUCGGAAGACGGUGCCGUCGGCCAUCCGCAAGACCUUCUUCCGGAUCGUGUUCUUCUUCAUCCUGACCAUUUUCUUCAUUGGCAUCUUGGUGCCCUCUACAGACAAGGGCCUCGUGGCUAGUGAAGGCAGUGGUGCCAGCGCCAGCAACGCCAAGGCCUCGCCCUUUGUCAUUGCGGUGGAGCGGGCCGGCGUCCACGCGCUCCCGAGUAUCAUCAACGCGGUCCUGUUGACGGUGGUGCUCUCGGCAGCCAACUCGAAUGUCUACAGCGGCAGCCGUAUCCUGGUCGGCUUGGCCCAAGAGGGAUUCGCCCCCCGCUGGUUCAAGAAGACGACCAAGGGUGGUGUGCCUUACUUCAGUGUGCUCUUCACGGCGCUCUUCGGCUUGCUCGGGUUCCUGAAUGUGUCGAGCGAGGGUAGCACCGUGUUCACCUGGCUGAUGCAGAUUUCGGGCGUGGCCGGCUUCAUCACCUGGUCUUCGCUGAAUGUCUGCCACCUCGCCUUCCAGCGAGCCCUGAAGGCGCGCGACAUCUCCCGCGAUCUGUUGCCAUACAAGGCCGUCGGUCAGCCGUACCUGUCAUGGUAUGGGCUAUUUUUCAAUGUCUUGAUCAUCAUCACUCAAGGAUUUACUGCGUUUCUCGGACACUUCCAGGUGAAGGAGUUCUUCAUCAACUACCUGAGCCUGAUCCUGUGGGUGGUGCUGUACGUGGGCCACAAGGUGAUUGCCCGGCCGGCGUUUGUCAAGCCCAUUGAGGCUGACCUGGACACGGGCCGUACGGCAUUUGAGAACGAGACGUGGGAGACGGCGGAGGCGACGACGUGGAAGGGGAAGGUGUUGGAGUGGCUGAACUAG